Molecule: messenger RNA, 615 nt
Organism: Rotaria sordida
Lineage: Eukaryota; Metazoa; Rotifera; Eurotatoria; Philodinida; Philodinidae
Source: the annotation of a GenBank genome assembly
AUGAACCAUUAUUUUCAAACGAUCAUUUUUGCUCUCAUCAUAUUGCUAAUAUCUGUUCAAUCGUUUAUUCUCAUACCUCCACAAGAUAUUAAAGUAACAAAUAACAUCCGAUGUUAUUCGAGCAAAAGUCCCAUAUUACGUAACGAUUAUCAAUUGUGUGCUUUUCGCGUCUAUGAUGGUGGUUAUACAUUAAGUCAACUCAUAGAAUACACAAUACGUGAUGGUAUUUGGUAUACUAAUACAUUUCGACAAUUAAUCAAACGUUGCCACGGAUUUUCAACAAUAUCUGAUACUGGUGUCGGCAUAUGUCCUCCGUUACCCUACGAAACUUUUAAGAACAUGACAAUCUGUAUUUGUGGAGGAGAUCUUUGCAAUAUUGAUUUGGGUACUUCUGCAGCAACAACAUCCAAAGAAAUCUCUGUUACCCAAGUUGCCAACACACAAAGCCAACAAACAGCACGAGACAAAAUAGAUUUCGGAUUUGCGAUUACGAUUGGUAUCAUUUGUGGUAUCAUUUUCUUGGCAUUGAUCAUCACCAUCAUUGGAAUUGUCAGAUUUCAAAUGUGCCGUUCUGAUGGUCGUGGUAGUUACCAACUCGUGCCUUCUGAAGAAUAA